Microplitis demolitor is the source of this 4843-nucleotide messenger RNA. RefSeq lists its product as uncharacterized. The coding region runs from base 276 to 2999 and encodes 907 amino acids. NCBI's taxonomy places the organism in Eukaryota, Metazoa, Arthropoda, Insecta, Hymenoptera, Braconidae. The record is from RefSeq and is a predicted model, not a curated record. The transcript is spliced from 10 exons.
AAGCAUGGAGACUAGAUAAGGAGCACGAACUCAAACGGGAGAAUUGUCAGCAUCUGCCCACUAAAAUCGUACAUGUUAGGUAUUCUUUUUUCACCACUAGCGUCGCUAAUGUUCCUUUUGUACUGACGUGAAUAUAGCAUCGUAAAUACAUGUGAAGUGAGCCAGUAAAUAUCUUAACCGCAAUUUUUGUAAGUAAAUAAUAACAAAUGUGUCUAAAAAUCUCGUAAAAUAUUUUUAAUAAUUUUGUAAGUUCUAUUUUUAUAAAAAAAUAAAAAAUGGGCAGAGUGUGUGCCGUUAAAAAUUGUAAUAGUGGAAGUGCGGCUGAUAAAAAACGACGGAGUGAAUUAAAUUUAAAAAGCCCAGGAUUUUUUAAGGUACCACAAUGUCCAUUGAAACGUCAGCAGUGGAUAGACUCGUUAACAACAGAAUUAAACGACCGUCAGUAUGUUUGUGAUUUGCAUUUUCAAAAUGAUGCAAUUCAAAAUUCCUAUCUCACAAAUUUACCAAACGGUGAAGUAAACAAAAUUGUAAAAGGUAGAAUAACUCGUAUGCCAGGAUCAGUUCCACUGAUUGUCAAUGUCAAACAAUCUUCAAUUAUUGGUGACUGUAAAAUCCAAGCUUUGAAUGAGUCAUCAAAGAUGCGUCAAUUAAUUCAUGAGCAACAUGAACAAAACCUGCAGUUUCAAGCUAUUGGAGAACACCAGGGUCAAUUGUUGUAUGAGAUAUCAGAGAAACCUAAAUCACUACAUGAGAAACAUAAACAAAACCAAGAGCAACACGUAAUUGAAGAGGACCGAGAUAAAUCGUUGAAUAAGACAUCGGAGAAGCUUGAAUCACUACAUGAACAAGAUCAUCAUCAGCAGCAGCAGCAGCAAGUUAUUGAAGAACACCAGGACCAAUUUUCAAAUGAAACAUUUGAGAAGCCUAAGUCAGUAAUUGAACAAGAUCAGCAGCAGCAAGUAAUUGAAGAACAAUUUAACUUCGAUGACAUGAGAACAGAAAACCAGGAACAAUCGUAUCACAAGAAUCAAGAAAAUGAACAAAUCAAUAACAUUCUACCGCAAUAUAGAUUACCAGUGAAACGGAAAUUAAAAUAUCCUGAUGAAAAUGAGACAUUGAAGCGUCAAAAAUAUUCUGAGCAUGAUAUUGAUAUUAACCGUCAAAUAAAUUUUGAUAAUGAUACUGAAAUUAUGGCCAUCAUUAUUGAACUGAACAAGUUGUUUCCAAUUGGUUGGAGCUUUUUACCUGGUAUUAAUCAAUUAAUAGCGAUUCAGUUUGAUCGUAUUAAAUUUAAAGAAAGAGUACGGUUGGUCCUAAAUGACGAUCAUUUUGUAUCGGUUACAUUUUUAGAAAAUUAUAAAAAAAAAAUUGAUAGACAAAUAAAAUCAGUCAAUGAUUUAAUUGAGUGUUUAAAAUCUAUGGAACAAAAAAAAUUAUGCACUGGAACUGGAUAUGACAAAAAAAGUUAUUCAUUAAAAUGUUAUGCUGACGUGACUGACAAAUACAAACGUUGUCAAGCUUGUCCGAGAUGUCAAGAAUGUCAAAAACUACGUUUAAAUUUACAAAAAGUAGAAAAAAGUCGAAUCCUUAAUACUGAGAACAAAAUAAAAAGAAAAACUUCUAAAGCUACCAAUUUAGGACUCUAUAAAAAAACAAAACGUAUUCAACAACAGCUGCAAUUAUCUACGUUAAAAUUACGUAGUAUUCAAAGAAAAACAAAAACUGUGUAUGAAGGCCAAUUUAAUAAAAAACUUUCUUUGCUACCAAAAGAACAACAGAUAACAGUGAGAAUGUGUUUUGAAAACUCCCAAAAGAAGGGUCCAACUGGCAGAAGGUAUGAAAUUGAGUGGAUUUAUGAAUGUCUUCUCAUACGAAUGAAAAGCACUUGUACGUACAAUAUGAUAAGAGCAAGAAAUAUAAUUCCUCUACCAACUAUUGACACGUUAUCGAAGUAUAUACAAAAAAUUAGUUCGUCAAUUUUUGGAUUUUUACCCGAAACGUUUGAAAUCCUACGGAAAAAAGGAGAAUCAAUGGCACCUGAAGAUAAAAUUGGCCAAAUAUCAGCUGAUGAGGUUAAACUUAUGGAAAAUAUUGAGUUUAAUAAAAAAAUAGCUGAGUAUACUGGUUUUGUUGAUCUAGGAAAGUAUACAUCCGAAUCUGAUAGUGACGUUCCUGGAGAUCACGCUCUCGUUUUUAUGUUUAUACCGUAUCGGGGGACUUCUGCUCAACCUUUAGGAUGCUUUAUCACUAAAAAUUCUAUAACUAGUGAAGUUCUUCAUAAGCUAUUUUUAGAAUGUAUUAUACUUGUAGAAAAUUCUGGUUUUCGUGUGAAUUCUCUAGUAACUGACGCUGCUCAAUGGAAUAGAGGAGUUUGGACGAAAUUAGGAGUUGACACAAAUAACAUCAGUUGUGAACAUCCGUGUGACUCUAGCCGUAGAUUAUAUAUGAUAUCAGACUUCCCACAUUUAGUAAAAUGCUUUCGGAAUGGAUUGGUUGAGUUAGAUGAAUUUGAGACACCUGUAGGAGUAGUCAAAAAAAAGUAUUGGGAAAAUCUUUUGCUGGUAGAGCAAUAUGAAAAACCUAAUUUGGCAAUGGCUUACAAACUGACACCUGCUCAUUUAGAUCCUAAACUUUAUCAAAAAAUGUCUGUUCCACUGGCUUAUCAGUUGUACUCACGCGAAGUUCGUUGUGCAAUGACGAUUUUACGAGAAAAUGGAAACGAAAAAUUUGAAGGCUCAGAACCAACUGAGACAUUUAUCAAAAUAAUUGAUGAUGGAAUCCAAGCUAUGACCUCGCACGAUGCUAAGAACGCACUAUACUUUAAGGAUUCCUGUGAACAAAAGAAGAAUGAUUACACAGCUGACAAUGGAUUCAAUCAUUUAAAUCGUAUGCUGCCUUCGGUCAAUACUGUAUUACAGAGUCAUCGACAUCAUCACAGAUUGAUUGGAUCAAUAAAAAAUAUUAUUCCUAUUUUCAGUGGAUUUACAAAUUUUUGUUAAUGGAUAAAGAGUUGAAGAAAUUAAAACAGAUAAGAGUAAUAACAAUACAAAAAUCACCCAUAAUCGAUGCUGGCAGGAGAUGAUAAAUUAAAAACAACAUUAACAAAUAGUUUUAAAUAUCGCAAUACUAACUUCUAAUCGCUUUGUGAAACAUCUAUGCAUACUAUUGUUUAUUAAUGCUUUCAAUUGUUACUUCCAUUGAAAACAUUCCAAAAUUUUUUUGUCUAUGCAUUCUUCCCAUAAAUAAUUCUUUUCCAUAUGUUCUUUUCCCUUUUCCUAAAAUACAGGCCAUUUUGACUUUACUGAAGUUUUUAGAAGAUUGGGAAAAAAUGUUUACUAACACAAAAACUCCCAAAGUGUCUAUCCCGAAGAACUCAAUUUCAGAAAAUUCAGUUUUAAAGGAAGUGACUCCAAAUAACUCCAAUCCUAAAAAUGCAGUUAUUGAAAAAGCGACUCCAAUAAUUUCCACUCCAAAAAAUUCACGCUCAGAGAAAGUGAUUCCAAAAAAAUCUAUAACUCCAAAAAGCUCUACACCAAAGAAAUCUACACCGAAAAACUCUACACAAAAAAAAUUUACACCGAAAAACUCUACACCAAACAAUUUAGUCUCAAAAGUAGCAACUCCACAAAAUUCGAUUCUUAAAAAUCCAGUAUUAAGAAAAUCAACUCUGAGAAGCUCUACUCCAAGAAACUCAAUAUCAAACAAAGUGACUCCAAAAUCCAAAUCAAAAAAAAAUCUUUUUCCUAUAUCUUCUAGCUCUACAUCAGGUUUUAAAGUAACAUUACGAGCCACUUUAGAAAUUUUAUCUGAGUUACACAAUAAUUAUGGAUACGAAUAUCUUCUAACAUCUCGGUUAACUCAAGACAAUCUUGAGAGAUUGUUUUCAGUUAUGAGAUACUGUUGUGGUGCCAAUGAUCAUCCAACUCCCCAGCAGUUUGGUCAAGUUUUUCGUUUGUAUUGCUGCAAUGCUAUGAUUAAACCUCCGAAAGGUUCAAAUGUAACUGGAGUUGAAUUACUUCAAACUCUAAUGAAAACUAAGGACUCAUUGGAAAUGUCUCGUCAACCACGAAUGGCGUGGUUGGAAAAAAUUGACCAAAUGCUUGAGAACGCUGUACCACUUGAUGCAAUUUGGCAAGAUAAUUUAUCCGGGAAUAGCAAUAUCAGUAUUAUGAGUGAAAAUAGCCUAAAUGGCGCAACUACGGAACUGGAGAUAACUACUUCUACAACAGAAGAAUUCAUGCAAGAUCAUGAUUAUGACGUUGUGUCUACAAGCAGAGAAGUUCAAGCAUACAUGGCUGGUUAUAUUGUUAGAAAACUUAAAGCUAAGUGUAAGUGCCUAUUGUGCUUAAAAAACCUUCAAUCAUCUAAUGAUGAAUCACAUUGCCGAGACCGUUUCAUUGACUUAAUGGAAAAAUACGGCGGAUUAUCACGAGCUAGUGAUGGUUUAUUUCAAUUGACAGUACAAUUAGAAGCUGCUUUUUUGGACGUUGUUGGUAGAGUGGGGCUGAGUCAUGGAAUUAUUUAUAAAAUAUUAAACAGAGUUGAGAAAAUUUUACCAACACUAUCAUUAGUUGGAUGUGCGGUUCAUCAGCUUGAAAUAACAAAAGAAAUAAUUGAUUUUUAUAUAACUAUGAGGCUCUAUUUUCUUGGUAAAACUUUUAACAAGAGAAAUCAUUUGAGAAGAGAAAAAAUGAAAACUUUAAAAAAAACUUCCAAGCUCGUAACAUAAAUUAUAUUUCAAAAGAAUCUUGUUUUAAAUAUUCAUUACUAAAAUUAUUACCUUCUAUUUAGUUAAUCAUUAUUUAAUAAGUACUUAUUUUGUUUGUAAAAAACUGUAAGCUUA